CGCUCCGCUCCGCUCCGCUCCGGCUGUUCCGGGAGUCGGGCGGGCAGCGCGGGCCGAGACCCGGCGGACCGGACGACCUCUCCUUCGUCACUUCCUGCCGGCCCGCGGUUUCCGGAGGGAACGAGAAGCCAGGAAGAAAGAUCACAGCUUUCCCAGACUGGGAGGAAAAAUAUGGAAUGCGCGGUACCACUGGCUGAACACAACCAAAUGAACUGUACUGACCAUAGUUCAGAAACCAGCAGUUAACAAUUUCUUCAGGCUUCAACACUGUCCAGCACUUUCCAGAGCAGACUCACUGUUUACAAGAACUCUUGGCCUCCCAAAGUUAGCAACCUCAAACUUUGUUGAUUUAAAAUAUUUCUGCGAAAGAAAAGUACCCCAGAGCCCACUCUCCAAAAUGGCCAUGGAUGGGUAUCUGUGGAUGGUCAUUUUGGGUUUUAUUAUUGCUUUCAUCCUGGCAUUUUCUGUUGGUGCAAAUGAUGUUGCCAACUCGUUCGGAACCGCGGUGGGCUCUGGCGUGGUGACCUUGAGACAGGCAUGCAUUCUGGCUUCGAUAUUUGAAACCACGGGCUCUGUGCUAUUGGGAGCCAAAGUGGGAGAGACUAUACGGAAAGGCAUCAUUGACGUGAACCUCUACAAUAACUCUGUGGAGACCCUCAUGGCCGGGGAAGUGAGUGCAAUGGUUGGUUCAGCUGUUUGGCAGUUGAUUGCAUCCUUCCUGAGACUUCCGAUCUCAGGAACCCACUGCAUAGUUGGCUCUACUAUUGGCUUCUCACUGGUGGCCAUCGGUACGAAAGGAGUCCAGUGGAUGGAGCUGGUCAAGAUUGUUGCUUCCUGGUUUAUAUCGCCACUUCUUUCUGGCUUCAUGUCUGGGGUGCUGUUUGUGCUCAUCAGGAUGUUCAUCUUAACAAAGGAGGACCCUGUUCCAAAUGGUCUCCAGGCACUUCCUCUGUUUUAUGCUGCUACUAUAGCAAUAAAUGUCUUUUCCAUCAUGUACACAGGAGCACCAGUGCUGGGUCUGUCGCUCCCCAUAUGGGCCAUAGCACUCAUCUCCCUGGGCGUUGCUCUGCUGUUUGCCUUCUUCGUGUGGCUCUUCGUGUGUCCGUGGAUGAGGAGGAAAAUAGCGGGCAAAUUAGAAAAGGAGAGGGCCUUAUCGCGCACUUCUGACGAAAGCCUGAGUAAAGCCCAGGAGGUGGAGUCUCCCUUUAAGGAGCUCCCUGGUGCCAAAGCCAGUGACGACAGUGCUGUGCCCCUCACCAGCCCGGCUGGCGAGGCCGUGGGGCCCUCAGAAGGCACGUCAACAGGGAACCACCCCCGGACAGCCUAUGGUCGGGCACUUUCCAUGACUCAUGGCUCCGCAAAGUCGCCCAUCUCUAACGGCACGUUCGGCUUCGAAGGCCACAUGAGAAACGACGGCCAUGUUUAUCACACUGUACACAAAGACUCGGGGCUCUACAAAGACUUGCUGCACAGAAUCCACGGAGACAAAGGCUCCGAGGAGAAGCCCGCUCAGGAGAGCAACUACAGGCUGCUUCGGCGGAACAACAGCUACACCUGCUACACGGCGGCCAUCUGCGGCAUGCCGGUGCACACCACCUUCAGGGCCGCAGACGCCUCCUCCGCCCCCGAGGACAGCGAGAAGCUGGUGGGCGACGCGGUGGCCUACUCCAAGAAGAGGCUCCGCUACGACAGCUACUCCAGCUACUGCAAUGCGGUCGCCGAGGCCGAGAUCGAGGCCGAAGAGGGGGGCGUGGAAAUGAGGCUGGCCUCUGAGCUGGGGGAUCCCGACCAGCCUCACGAGGACCCCACGGAGGAAGAGAAGGAGGAGAAGGACACCGCAGAGGUCCACCUGCUGUUCCACUUCCUGCAAGUCCUCACUGCCUGCUUUGGGUCCUUUGCUCAUGGUGGCAAUGAUGUGAGCAAUGCGAUCGGUCCCCUCGUGGCUUUGUGGCUGAUCUACGAACAAGGUGCAGUUAUGCAAGAAGCCGCGACCCCGGUCUGGCUGCUGUUUUACGGAGGAGUUGGGAUUUGCACAGGUCUCUGGGUUUGGGGGAGAAGAGUGAUCCAGACCAUGGGGAAGGACCUCACUCCAAUCACACCGUCCAGUGGCUUCACUAUUGAGCUGGCCUCUGCCUUCACCGUGGUGAUCGCCUCCAACAUCGGGCUUCCCGUCAGCACCACACACUGCAAGGUGGGCUCAGUGGUAGCUGUGGGCUGGAUACGCUCUCGGAAGGCUGUGGACUGGCACCUCUUCCGGAACAUCUUUGUGGCCUGGUUUGUGACUGUCCCCGUGGCUGGAUUAUUCAGUGCUGCUAUCAUGGCUAUCUUCAUGUAUGGAAUCCUCCUGUCAUAGGUGUGAUUUUGUGUCUUCCAGCCGGUGCAUGGCUGUCGGGAUAGGCGAACAUGGGCAGGUGUGUCCACACCUCUCCACCCCUACUCUUUUUGACACAUACACACCCCUCCCACAUACCUUCCAGAUAACGGUUUCAUCCACACACUGCUUACCCCGGCCACAGAAGUUCAUCUUCCAGAAUUAACCUAACUACUGUACAUAGUAGUAUAUAUCAAACUGAUAUUGUGAUGACAUGAUGUGGUGCAGUUACUUAUAUUAUAUUGUGUACCUAGAAUAUGUAGCAUUUAUUUCAAACAAACUCAGAAUGAAAGUGAAGAGUAUUGCCCAGAAUGCAAUAUUCUGCUAACUGUAUAUAAUGAUUUCAGCGCUGGCAAGUGUUAAAAACUUUUAUUAAAGUGUAGGUUAUGAAAUCCUUUUUAAAAUAUACUGUAAUAUGAGUGAGAUACAGUAUACUUAAUACAAACUUGGGCAAGUUCUCGGGCCCUUGUGUGAUCGCAUAUGCUGAGACAGGUGUUCACAAGUGCUUUCCCUGAAGAAUGUGUUCAGAAGCUGUGUAUGAGUUACUGUGCAAUGGAUCACUAUUGCUUUUGUAAAUACUUAAACUGUAAUUUUAAUGCUCUGCUUCCCUUAUACUUUACUGAUUGGAGAAUUUUAGAAAGUACCAAAGAAAUAGGGGAUAAAUUGCCAGUAUUAUAUCUUCAUGUUGUGUGUUUCCCUUUCCACUGGCCACUGCAGUGAACCUGGUCCAUCAGCCAGGCAAGCUCUUAACUCAGCCAGAGCAGUGUGUGUGGCUGGAAGCACCAGCCGCCCACCAGCAGCAGCCACACCACUGCCAUCCCAGGUCCUGGGAAGCUCGUUCAGUGGCCUUUCACCAUCACCAGCGUGGACAGCAUACAGCAAGGGGGUGUAUAGUUAAACACUACAUACAUAUCAAGUCCAAUUCCAGUGUCCCUCCCUGCUCUGCCCUGUAGCCUGAACCACGGAAUUCUGGUCGCAGACAUUAAAGCCAGAGAGGCUUUUGAUGCGUCUGAAUGCUGUGAACCUUGGGGCCGAGCGGGAAAUAUUAGAAAGGACGCUGGGCUUGGGGAUCCGAGGCCUUUUCUAUGUAGAGCAUCUGAGGUCCUCCUGUAGAGCCACUGUUGUGUUCUGAUGGUGAGAGACAGUGUGACUAAAACGUUAAGAGCCUGAAACCAUGGAAAUGCUGCUAAUAUUUUUAUAUUGACAUACAUUUUCACGGUACUUCAUUGUAAUUUUUUCAUUAAUCAACCAUAUUAAAUUUAUAAUAAAAAAAGUGCCCCUCAAAAUUUUA
Peromyscus eremicus (cactus mouse) is the source of this 3662-nucleotide messenger RNA. It is a transcript of the gene Slc20a2, whose product is annotated as solute carrier family 20 member 2. The coding region runs from base 398 to 2353 and encodes 651 amino acids. The transcript has 11 exons. Gene Ontology annotation, molecular function: phosphate transmembrane transporter activity. Gene Ontology annotation, biological process: phosphate ion transmembrane transport. The record is from RefSeq and is a predicted model, not a curated record. Gene Ontology annotation, cellular component: membrane. NCBI's taxonomy places the organism in Eukaryota, Metazoa, Chordata, Mammalia, Rodentia, Cricetidae.